This is a messenger RNA of Anopheles funestus (African malaria mosquito), 5590 nucleotides long. RefSeq names its product transcriptional coactivator YAP1-A (gene yki). The transcript has 7 exons. Gene Ontology annotation, molecular function: protein binding; transcription coactivator activity. Lineage: Eukaryota; Metazoa; Arthropoda; Insecta; Diptera; Culicidae. Gene Ontology annotation, cellular component: cytoplasm; nucleus. The record is from RefSeq and is a predicted model, not a curated record. Gene Ontology annotation, biological process: hippo signaling; positive regulation of transcription by RNA polymerase II. The coding region runs from base 1866 to 3419 and encodes 517 amino acids.
CAAUUCUGCCCACCCACCCCUUUCGUUGCAAGUGCACGCAUUUCGCGAUGAGUUUAACGCACACAUUCGCUCUCUAGUGAGGGGGUUUACUCUCGCGUUCUCUCUCGCUGUUUCCUUUCUCUCUGUUUGAGUUAAAAAAUAAAUGAAGGGAGCAUAUUGAAUACGUUUACGUAGUCUGCUCCAUAAGGGGUACGCACAGAUCGGUGGCAACAGUGGUACAGUACAGGGUAGUAAUGUUUGCUCCCGCCUGGCGCCUUUCGCACCCUUUACAGUGGUAGUAGUAGUAGUAGUACGCGGUAUUCCCGUUGUCAAAAGUAGCGGACGCACUCGCAGAAAUAACGCGCGCGCGAGAGAGUGAGAGAGCGAGAGUACGAAGGGUUGGGAAAAAAAUCAAGUUUUGAGCGUACUGGUGGAGCAGAUUUUAUUCGUUCGCGGUACGCAGCCCGAGAGUGUACCGAUCUCGAGAUCACUCCUCACUCUUUGCCUGGCUGGAUCGCGAAGGGUUGUGCACGUUCCGUUCCGGUGUUGGGAUGUGUUUAGUUGGUUUCGAUCGAUAGCAUCCGUGCAACAACAACAAAAAAAAAACAAGGUUCGUGAAAAACAGUUUCCACUUCACGGUGGGUUUAAGUGCUAGAUUUGGGGAAAAUCUUGUACCCGGAAAUGGUGGUUUAAAUUUUGUUUUUUGUUUUUAGCUGUGUGUGUCUAUUUCGUGAUAUUGUGUGUUGUGCAAAACUUCGCAGCGUUUAACUGCUAAAUGCAACGUGUCACUACGAACUCUUUUCUCAACGUGCUGGGUAGUCGUUGGCGGUAGUAUCACCCACAAAAGGGUGGUGUGUGGAAAAUAUCUAAUCGUGUGCUCUAUCCGAGGUACAGCAGCGGAAGCGGAACAGUUUCACACCUGAACCGUUUGCCCCCACCUCUCAGUGAAGAAAGAACAAACAAAUUCAACUCCCAACUUCGCUAUCCACUCCAAACCACAAUGCGAAGAGAUCAGUGUUAAAGAAGAUCAAUUUGUUACAAUCGAUAUAAUCAAUAAUUUAUUUCAUUUCAAUCGUCCCCAGAAUAGUGACCCCAAAAAAAAAAAUCGUCGUCACUGCAGAAACUGCAGCUCGAGUAGCUAAGGCUGAAUGUUGUACCGACAUUGGUAGUACACGGUAGUGUUGGCAUCCGCCAAGAAUAAAGUGAAUUGUGCGGUUCAAGCUGGCUCGGGUGAAGUGAUUAACCCACGGAUACAAAGAAAGUUGCACACUGAAGUUAUUGUAUAAGGUAGUGUGCUUUUUUUUACAUAUAUAUAUACACCCAUACACAUAUGGGUGUGUGUGUGUGCGUGAAAAGUGUGCAAAGAAAAAAGGUUGAAAACAAGAAGUGAUCAUACGCGGAAAAUAAAGCGAAACAAAAAGAGGGUUGAAUAAAACAUACCGAAGGGCGGCCUGCGAAAACUUCUUCCCCACUCGACACGCUAUUUAUUGCCGCCCGUACAGCAUCCGUCCAGCAUCAGCUCCAGCACAUACUCACUGCACGGUGGCCCCAAAAGGCGCGCCGUGUUUUAGCAGCUGUGCAGCUAGCGAGCAAGAUUCUAAACGAGCAAACGAGAUCUUUGCUGCGAUCGUGCGCUCUCGCUCGAUUAGUGAGUCGCUCGGCUGAACCAGUGUGAAAAACCUGAAUUCUGCGAGCCCGACAUCCAGCUCUGGGCUUUUGGAAGGGUUGGGCUUUGACUGCUGACUUAAGCGUUUGUCCGCGCGCGCGCGCACGAGUGUUUCUCUCUGUGUGAGACAGAAAGAAGAUAGAAAAUUGUGUGUUAGAAAGAACCCGGGCCAUAUCCCGUGCGGUGCGUAUAUAAGCGGGAGAAACAAAAAAAAAACAACAUGGCGUUCAACGGUGGUGCAGCUGGAGGGAACGGUAGUGCAGCGGCUGCAGUGGCCGCCGGUGCAGCAAAUAAUGCCAGCGACGAGAACGAAUCAACCGGUGCGAACAAGAAGAAGAACCUGAUCAUACUGGUCGACAAAGAUUCGAACGAUAAGCUGAACGAGCUGUUCGACAAGACGCUCAGCAAUAAGCUCCCGCUACAGAUACCGUACCGCAUGCGCAAGCUGCCGGAGUCGUUCUUUAUGCCACCGUCGUCCGGCUCCAAGUCACCGUCGGUGUCGCACUCGCGCGAAAACUCGGCCGAUUCGGCGUUCGGCUCCGGGACGACCAUACUCGGCGGCGUGACCGGUGUCGCGACCGGUCCGAACGGUUUGCCAAUUCAUCACAGCCGCGCCCACAGCAGCCCCGCCUCGCUCGGGAAAAUCCCGGUCGGUUUGGGUGGGCUGGGCGGUGGUGUGGUAGCGGCGGCCGCCGCCGCUGCCGCUGCAGCUGCCGCGGCCGGUGGCAAUGGGGCCGGCGGUGGAGGCGGUGGCGGUGGUGGCAAUAGUGGCGGAGGGGCUGGCAAUAAUGCCGGUGCUAGCGGGAGCAAGUCGGCCGCGGCCGCUGCUCAGGCUGCUGCGGCAGCUGCAGCGGCUGCCCAGAACGAUGCCAGCAGUCUCGGUGCGGCCGUACUGCAGCAGGCGGCACUGUCGAAGGCGGCCAUACAGCAUCUACACAGCCGGGGUCGCUCGUACGAUGUGUCGAACCUGCACGCCAACUUUGGCGAACUGCCGCCCGGCUGGGAACAAGCCAAAACACAGGAUGGACGCAUCUACUACAUCAACCACAACACAAGAACGACCACGUGGGAGGACCCGCGCAUCACCGCCAUGCAGGAAAGCCUUUUCCAGCAGCAGUCCAGCGUAGAGACCCUGUUCAAUACCGGCUCCCAGACGUUGCUCAGUCCCACGAUCUCCUCCCCGACGCCGACCAACAAUGUGGUAUUUCCAGAUACAAUUCAAAUGACAAAUGACAAUCUCGCACCGUCGAACGCCGCCCCAACGGCAUCGAUGCUGACCGGCAGCAAUGUCGAUCUGGGCCCACUGCCGGAAGGAUGGGAGGAAGGCAUCACGGAGAAGGGCGAACGGUACUAUAUCAAUCACGCGACUCGGUCGACCACCUGGCGGGAUCCCCGAUUGUCAAACCAAGAUUGGGCAGUACAAGAGCAAACGGUACGUCUGUACAACCUGCAGCUGGAACGGGAACGACUUCGGAAACGGCAGCAAGAGAUCAAAUCACAUGAGUCCGGUGAUAGCGGUUUGAGCGAAUCGUCCAUGACGCAGUCGAUGCCCCACACGCCCGAAUUUCUCUCCAGUAUAGACGACAGUAUGGAUGGGCUGAGCAUGACGGAUAACACGAUGGACACUAUAGCAUUUGGGGAUAAUCUCGAGACGCCCGAUGAGUUUAUGCUGGACGAUCCUUUGCUGUUGGAAAAAAUUGAUGCCGUCACCAACCUGACCCUGAUGGAUCCGACGAGUAGUAAAACGGAAAACACGCUCUACGACAUCAUCUAACGUUUGAUGUGUGCAACAAACAACAAAAAAACCCCCCCAGUUAGAGCAUAGGCCAACCCCACUAGUACACGUACCACUUACAUGUGUACAUCCGCAAAAGGGUGAAAGAAACACACACACAUAUUCACACACAUACAUAAAGGUACAUCCAUUGAAACCAUCCCAAAUCCCACCCUAAACCCCAAAAAAAAAACAACGGUAAGCGGAUCCAGUGAAUCGGAAAAUUACGUCGUUCCGAUUCCUUCACGAGAGAUGUGUUUGGACACAUCGAUCCAGCCCCCAAAACGCUCCACUAGUGGUCGGAAGCUACUUAACUGGGAACAGGGCUCAGAACGGGAUCCACUUUCGCUAGAGAUCGACUAUCUGUAAGGGGGUCGAAACACUCCUUAAUUCAUGUUAUACUGUAGUAGGAUCUAUUAUUUCUAGAUUUAUGUUUUUUUUUUCUGUCCUUUUGUUCCGUUACAUCGAGGUAAUGAUUAUUAUUACAAGAGGGAAAAAAACAUUAUUAGUGUUUACGCUUAGGUACGGAUUAUUAUUGUAUUUUUUUUUUUACUUCUAUUAUUUUUUUUUAAUCAAAUUUAGAUAAAACGUGAGAUUGAUUGUGUGCUAGUGUAGAACGCAUGAACGAGGAUGAUCGUGCAGCAGCUGAAGCUGCGAGAAGAUGUGGCGAACAUUAGGUAAAAAAAAAAUUAAAAGUGAAGCGCAAGCAAUUCAAGUGCCUUAAACGAUUGAAACAGGAUGAAACAGAGAGCUAGUAAAACACAAUGUAUGAAGCGAGGCAAUACACUAGGUACGCCCCGGGAAGGAUGUGUAUUAUAAUGCAAUAAUGCGAACUUGUGUGGAACACGUAUACGAGCAGACGUAUGUACGUGUAUAUAUAUAUAUGCCAGUGGUGCAGAUGCACUCAUUUUGCCACUGGUACAGUGUGGUAGACAAUCCGCUUUACUAGCGUAACUAGCGCGGCAAACGGUUUUCUGAGUGCGAGUGCCGUACGGCAGUGUUUGGUUGCGUAUCUUUGUGUGAGAUUGAGAUGAUUGAGUCUUGUGCGAAUGGUACUGCCGUCUGUCUGUGUUUUAUUGGUACAGUCCAAUAUUUCUAGCCAUAAGUAGUAGCAGAUAGUAGUAGCGUCGAGUGUGCGAGGAGCACGCGAAAUGACUCCCGUGUCUGCAGCAUGCAUAACCAGCCAAGCAGCAUAUCAGCCCCCCCGCCGGUGGUCCAAUGAUCUUGAUAAUGUGGCAUUUUUCCAUAGUGAAUUGUCUGCUGGAAACGAGACCCAUGGUAUGAUGCAUUUAUUUUUUGUUUUGUUGUUUUGUUUUUAAACAGACAGACACGAUCAACGCAAAAGAUCACUGGAACCUUAAUGCCAACGAUGGUCCAAAUGUUGUGGCAUUAUCAGCAGGUCCACGUGCGCACACAUGCUAGUGUAGUAAUGGAAAACCAAUUCGCAAUGCAUGUGUGUGUCACAGUGAAUGUGUUUGUGUGCAAAAUCGCCACAAAGGACUAGUUUGUUUUUUUUUACAAAUUUCUUUUGCGAUAAGAUUUAAUCCGUUUCGCGCAGCAAUGUGGGAUAUACGCACUGAUGGAUUGUCACACUUGGUGUGCCUUAAGGACCCGGGGCCCGUGCAGAUGUUGAAACAAUUUUUGUUUUUUUUUUUAAUAAUUUUGAUGCUAUUGAAAAAUUAAUUAGGAUAAACUCGACGAGUGGCGUAUGCAAUUAUAUAGAUUUUAUGUUUCAUUUUACAUCUUUCGCAUUGUUCCUUCCAGUUGGCCAAUGCCAGCUAUCUUUACCUCCAGACUGGGGAAUGACGGUUUUUUGGGGGAGGCAAGCGACAGCGAAACUAUCUUCUGCAUAAGUUCUGUAGCUACAUAAUUAAGCGAAGACUACAGAAAGGGCCGCAUUGUCUUGGAAGGCAAACGAGCAGGCAAACAUGAAACAUCGGUAGAUGUGAAGCUGUAUCUUCCCCCGCGUCCAACUGGUAGGAAACGCGAAAGGGCGAAGAAAUAGAACAUAAGCCAAGAUAAACAUAUCCCUACUGAUGAUCAUCUACUUAUCUACUUACGCUCACUGUACGGUUCAUUUUAUUAUCACCUUCAUAGUUACUGCAAAACAAACCAACUGACAAAGUCAACAUGGUCAACACAUUCUUGCAAUAGAGCAGCUUUGAAACUUU